This is a messenger RNA of Aspergillus melleus, 1153 nucleotides long. It is a transcript of the gene GPX2, whose product is annotated as glutathione peroxidase. Bases 288 to 1004 code for a protein of 238 amino acids. Gene Ontology annotation, biological process: response to oxidative stress. Lineage: Eukaryota; Fungi; Ascomycota; Eurotiomycetes; Eurotiales; Aspergillaceae. The transcript has 2 exons. Gene Ontology annotation, molecular function: glutathione peroxidase activity. The record is from RefSeq and is a predicted model, not a curated record.
GGGCCUCCAGGCUCGUCGUAUUACCAAGCACAAGUGGAGACGACACCAAGUAUUUGGAAUUCUGCUGGGGAACGCUCAUAAUUCAUAUAGAAAGAUGACUAUGCCCAUGCACUGCUGACAAACGCUGCAUAAAACCAGAACGGGCGGACCUGCUGGCCUGCCGAAUCAGGCAAUCUCCCCGCACCUGAUGAUGACAUCGCCGGCCGCCUUUGCAAUCCCGUCCCGCCAUUCAUUCCUUCGCCUCUGUUCAUUAAUCCUGCCUCGGUCCGCUCACCAGUCUGAGUAGUAUGCUUAUAUUGCCUUCGAUCACCUCCCGCAGACUUGCUUCGUCUUUCUUCCCUACCAUCUCGCAGAAGAAUUCUGUUUUCCGUGCUGCUACUUUUACCUCGCCCAUCUUCGUGAGAUCCAUCCAUACCACGCAAACCAUGUCUUCCGCAACUAGCUUUUACGAUUUCGAGCCGGUGGAUAAAAAGGGAAACCCCUACCCCCUCACCAGCCUCAAAGGCAAAGUCGUCCUUGUCGUCAACACAGCCUCCAAAUGCGGCUUCACGCCCCAAUUCCAAGGCCUCGAGACCCUCUACCAGAACCUCAAGGGCAAAUACCCCGACGACUUCCUCAUCAUCGGCUUCCCCUGCAACCAGUUCGGCAGCCAAGACCCUGGCUCCAACGACGAAAUCCAGUCCUUCUGCCAGCUCAACUACGGCGUCACGUUCCCCGUGCUGGGCAAGUUGGACGUGAACGGGGAGCAGGCGGCGCCUGUGUGGACUUGGAUGAAGGAGCAGCAGCCCGGCGUGCUGGGGCUGAAGCGCGUCAAGUGGAACUUCGAGAAGUUUCUUAUCUCGGCCGACGGGAAGGUGGUGGGGCGGUGGGCGAGUCUCACCAAGCCCGAGUCGUUGGAGGAUACGAUUGUGAAGGAGAUCGAGAAGGCGAAGAAGGAGGGCACUUUGGCGUCGGCGAGUGCGGGCGCGGGUGGUGAAGCUGCUGAGCAGGCGAAGUUGUCCUAGGUUUAUUUGUCUGGGGUGCGGGAUACGUGUUUUUUUUGUUCAAGUUGCGAGUCUUUCUGUUUGUCUGCAAUUGUGUAUAAUAUGUGACUUAAGGGCGAGAGAUCUUCCAUUAUGCGGUGAUACGCUACAUGCUCACCGAGAACAUUAAU